AUGACAAUUGGGGCUUCUUAUUGCACAAAUGUAGAAAUGAUGGUAACAGAUCAUACGAAGGAGCAAAUUUCUACUAUGUACCAAAUGGCAAUCAGUGAUUCUUGGUUACUUGCGAAACAUGAUAUAACCAUAAAUUUAUCAACUUUUUCUCAGUGCAUGUGCCUUGGAGAUAUUUUUGACUCGUCUACCAAUGAACUUAUCGUUGCUGAUUUUAGUCAAUACUUCGAAAAUAUUCAUUCUAACUUAGGAGGUUUUGAAUUCAAAAUCAAGAUAUUUAAGGGGACUAAACUCACCAAUGAACUACCAUAUAUUGAAGCUCCUUCUGGAAUUAUUCCAUUUAAGUGUAAAGGGAACGACAAACAUUGUCUAGAUUUAGCUAUUGCUGCUGGACCAUUUAUUUAUGUCUACUGUAAAUUAUCAUCAUAUUAUAAAUACACUCUACCUUCAUUGGAACCUAAUUUGGAUGAACUCAAACUAUGGGAACAAGCUAGAGAGGGUAAUUUGACACCAGAGGAAUUACGUGAAAAACUUAAGCAGAUUGGAUCUGAAAUGCAUAAGCUGACUUCAAGAUCUAUACGGUAUCUACAAUUACCCGGCGACCUAUUACACGAAUUUUUCAACACUUAUCGAAUGAUUCCACUUCAAAAGCAAACUGUAGCAACGUGUUUGACUAAAAUGAGUAAACAACACAGUGGACCUAAUUCCUGGGACUGUUUAAUCGUUGGCACAGAAUCCUGUUUUGUUUAUAUUUACGAUUGUGUAUCACACAAUAAUUUAUGUGAGGUUGCGUUACCAUCUGUUCCAGUUCAUUUAAACGCAAUAGGAUCCUUCGAUAUUGACUAUCAUAUUUUAGUGACAUGUCGUAACGGAAUAAUUUACUCCAUAAAACGUGGAGAAGCCAACGCUAAGGUUUAUGUUGAAACUGGGUCACAGAUUAUCGGUUUACUUCGUACAGAAAAAGCUGUUAUAGUUGCUUGUAUGGAUCAAACAGUUAAAGGAUUUUCACUGGAGGGUCGACCAAUUUGGAGAGUAAGACAUUCGUGCGAAAUUUUAACAAUAACUCCAAUGAAUUUUAAUAGUUCAAACAAUAGAAAUCAUGAAAUUUAUUAUAUCAUAUGUUUAUCGGAUGGUUCAGUCCAGAUCUACUGUGAUCAACAUUUAUGUGACAAAUGCAUCAUAUGGGUUCCUUCUACUCAGAAUACUGGCCCUGAGGAUAAUAAUAGUAAUCCUCCAAACAAUAUUACAUCUGGUAAUUCAGGUACUAUUAAGGUGACAGAAACUGAACAGAACAACAAUCAAUCACGUAAACUAAUUGGUUAUCACUUAGCGAAACCUGAUCCAAUUGUCGCUUGCUGUUUUGGGAAAUAUGACAGAGAAAUCAAUACACUAAUACUUGUAUCUCAAGCUGGGCACAUGUUAAUCUUAAUUGCUAAACGUACAGCUAACUUUAUUCCGAUGGAUGUGAUUACCUCUCGUACAAUCGGUAAACUUGAUAAUUUGAAUAUCCCUAAAAAAUCAAAUUUAUAUAUGGAUUUAACAACUCGUGAACAAUUAAAUGCACCGCAAAUGUAUCGUCAAUUUGUGAAUGAUUUACGCUUUGUAAAGCGAUCAAUUUCAUCCACCUUUCUUAAUAUGUUAGAAAAUCAUUCUAAUCCUAUUCCGAUUUCUGGUUAUGGUGAACAAAUUAAAUUAAAUGUCCAGGUUCAGGGUCUUGGACCUGAAUUUACUUUGAUUUGUGAGAUAGUUCAAAUAAAAAGCAAUUCAAUGUCAACUUUGAAGGGUUUGUAUAUUUUAAUAUUAUUCAAUGCUUCAGUUUAUCAAGUGAAUCCGGUUUUGAUUCCAUUGGCUACAAUUUAUCCUUGUUUCAAAUACCGUUACACUUCUUCCAUCACUUUGAUUCAUGAAACAUUAAAUGAAGAAGAAAUAAAGGUUUGCAAUCAAAAUUUUGUACGGUUUAUAAUAUUUUAUCCUUUUAUUGUUGAUAUUAUAGAUUUUGAUAACUCGUAAGUAAUAAAUAAUAUGUGAAAGGCACAACUUUGAUUCAGGAUUGUAACUAUACUUUCACAUGUUAUCAUUGUUUCUUCGAUGAAAUUAACUGGAUAUGUUACAUUGACAUUACUGCUAAUAGAUUUUUAACUGUUUGUAUGAGUAUUUAAGUGUACAGCCUUAAGAUUAGUUUUUUUAAUACAAUUUUAUUGUAAUAAAAAGACGAGGAUUAUCAGAACCAUGUGAUAUAUUAGCGCAAUACAUUUCGAACAAUCUGAUCACGCAUAUACUUGUUAAGACCAUUUAUAUUUAUAAAUAAAAGGUCAACUAGACUGGGAAUGGGGUAAGAGGAGACAAAGAUAAUAAUAAGGGUAAUGAUAAUAAUGUGAACACAAUUUGAAGCCUAAUCACGCCAUAGUGAUCAGAUUGUUCGAAGCGUAUUGCGCUAAUAUAUCACAUAGUUCUGAUAAUCAUACUUGAUGUAUUACUGUAAGUUGUGUGAAAUGGUAUUUUGUAUAUAAUGUAGACAUCUUCUAAUCCGCUUGCAUCAGUAUAUCUAGAACUAUAUUCUCAAAGGUAUUUAGCGUCCAUCAAUCACUUUUACAAAAUUUCAGUGCAAAAUCCUUUUAUAUUUUAUAUUUUUAACCACUAUUAUAGUCAAAUAUCUAGCAGUUCUUAGCUUAAGUCCAUUUUUGAAAUGACUUAACUUUAGCCUUGAGUUGUCGAUAUAGGCCACGUGCAAAAGACAUUUUAUUGACCAUUGUAUUCACGACUUUUGAGCUUUUAGUAUCUCUAAUGCUUCUUGUUUUAUACUACAGGUUCUUGUUAUCAAUAAGCAAAGUUCUAAUCCAAUAAUUUCUUCUUCAGUGAAAAUGCCAAUCAGUGAACUAUCGAUGGGAUAAUUUAAUGUAUAAUUUAAUGAUGUUAAACUGUUAGAAUUGUACAGAUAUCCCACUCUUGUUAAUAAAUUUUUAUAGCUAGUAA
Molecule: messenger RNA, 2970 nt
Organism: Schistosoma guineensis
Lineage: Eukaryota; Metazoa; Platyhelminthes; Trematoda; Strigeidida; Schistosomatidae
Source: the annotation of a GenBank genome assembly